UCGCAUCAGUUUCGCUCGAGAAUCGAAGGAGGAGGGACCGUUAGCGGAGGUUUCCGACGAUCGUGUGUGUGAGUUCGGUGUCUUGGCAUAAAAGCUCCCCCGUUUGAUAUUGAAUGAUCUCGAGGAACGGGGACUUGAGAUCGCGGGACUGUGUGAUGUCUUGUGGCGUUAUCGAACGCAGUGCCGCCCCUGGAAUUGUCACUAUGGAAGUGCCACGUUCAUAUUAAUCCAGGCGAUUACGAAGGGACCGCAGGUAUAUAUAUAUAAAGCACACCUACCUUCUUCUUCUUCUCAACGAUAUACCUCGACUCGCUCGGAUAUGGACUCGAGAAGCGUCCUGCCGAUGACGGUGUAACAGUGGAAACAGAAACAUUUCACCCCGAAGGACAGUCAUUCCUCAUUCAGAUACCUACCUACCCCCACCCCCCUUUUUCUCCCCUUCCCUUAAAAUGCCACAACACUUGAGCGGUGGCAAACUGAAGAAGGAGUCUUCCACCGCCGCCGCCGCCGCCUCUUCCACAGCCAUCUGCCCGACCAGCCCUCCUUCGCCCCUCCUGAUGAGGGUGAAGAUCCGAAGCCUCGUGCAGCAGGGGGCUCUCGCGUGCAUCGCUGUGACCGUCUGCGUGUUGGUCCUCAACAACCUGGCGGCCCAUGGCCACGGCGGCGCCGGGGAAUCCUCCAGGGGCGAGGCCCUCAAGAUCUCCCCGAGACUGUCCGCCGCCGUGGUGCACUCGUGGCCCGAAAGGGCCCCUAGGUCCCUCAACAGGGACUACGAUCCCCCGGCGGGAGGCGGCGAGAACAGCCUGCUGGGGGAGGUCGUGACGGUGGCGGGAACCAGCGGCAGGUUAGAAGGAGGAGGAGGAGGAGGAGGCAUAGGAGGAUACCUCGAGGAGCAACGCCCCCAGGAGGACGACGACGACGUGGACGAGGAGGAGAGGCAGAGGAGCCUCCUGAGUGGCUUCGUAGCGACGGCGACGACCAAGCCCUCCACAGCCCUCGACGACAUCUUCAUCAGCGUGAAGACCACCAAGAACUUCCACAAGUCGCGGCUCGACCUCGUCCUCAAGACGUGGUUCACGCUGGCCAGGAAGCAGACUUGGUUCUUCUCUGACACUGAGGAUCCUGAAUACCAGAAAAAGACAGGAGGUCACCUGGUCAACACUAACUGCUCGGCUUCGCACAACCGGCGGGCCUUAUGCUGCAAGAUGGCCAGCGAAUUCGACGCCUUCCUCGAGAGCAAUAAGAGGUGGUGGUGUCACUUCGACGACGACAAUUACGUGAACGUGGGGCAGCUGGUGAAUAUCCUGGCUGACUACGAUCCCCUUCAGGACUGGUACCUGGGCAAGCCCUCCAUACGAGCGCCCUUGGAGAUCAUCAACAGAGAUAAUGUUUCGGAAAGAAUCUCCUUUUGGUUUGCAACGGGUGGCGCUGGGUUUUGCAUUUCCGAUUCUCUGGGGCUCAAGAUGAUGCCAAUUGCUGGAGGAGGAAAAUUCAUCAGCGUAGGAGAGAAGAUCCGGUUACCUGAUGACGUCACGUUAGGAUACAUUAUAGAACACAUGCUGGGCAAGAAGCUAACCGUGGUUGACGAAUUCCAUUCGCACCUGGAGCCCAUGCGGUUCCUCAACACGGACUCACUGGCCAGACAGGUGAGUUUCAGCUACUCCCAGUACGGCAGCGAGAUGAACGUGUUACCCAUACCUGGCUUGGACGACCGCCUAGACCCCACCAGAUUGCUGUCACUGCACUGUCUACUGUUCCCGAACUACCACUUCUGCCCAACGUAGCAUUUGGACAGACCGUCUAAAAGACGCGUAGUGCCUAGGGACUAUUGAUAACUUUUUUUUCUUUUUUUUUUAGUGCAUCUUGAAUAUUUAGACUAAACGAUAAUCUCAAUUGAUUUGCUGUGAUAUUAGGAAAGAUAAUGAAUUUCUGUUUCCGUCUAGAAGUUUUUUUUUUUUUUACAAUUGGUCGGUUUUCCUGAUCUCCGAAGUUUUUUUUUUCGAUGAAGAGGUUUCUUUUUUUUAUUUGCAUUUUUUUCUAAGAAAUUAUUUGUUUAAUAUCGAUUUUAGUUAUUUCCUUUUUUUAUCUAACUCCUCUGAGAACUUAAUUGUUUAUUUACUUAUUUUUAACAAUUUUUAAAAAUUAUUCGUUCGUAAAUCGUUGGAUGAUGUUAUUUUCUCGCUGAACUUCGUUAAUUUUUAUUAUCAUUCCUUCAAUAAAUAAAAUAGGAACAACUUUCGAAAUCGUAGAAAAAUAUGUAGACGACAGUUAUUUUUAUGUAGUUAUUCUUUAUUUUAAUUUUACGAGUCUUUCAUCGUAUAGUCGAAGACAACUGAAUCUGGUGCGCACAUAUAUAGGAUAACGAGAGAAAGAGACAAUAUGGAAAUAAUAAAUAUGUAAUUAUUAUAUACCCUUAUUGUCUAGCCAUAGAAAGACACUCUUAUGAUAAGAUGGUAGCACUGCUCGCGCGCUGUUUGUAUCCAAAGCUUCAUUUCUUUUUUCUUUUUGGUACGGAAAUACUGAUGGUCGGGUCUAUAAAUAGUUUUCCCGGCAUAAUUCCCCGUUCCCCUGGUCCUCUUUUUUUGGGGGGAGGAGGAUUCAUGUUUGAAUUCCCCUAAUCUCCACCUCUGAUUCGUAUUUGAAUUCCCUUUAUCUUGCUGCAGUUCCCCUCCGUGUAUCGAGUGGAUUCAUUUGCAAUUUCGAAUUCCCCCCCCCCCCCCCCCGCCCUCCCCCCCCCCCCCCCCCGCCCUCCCUUUUUAAAACCCUUUAAGGUCCCUAAGUUCCUCUUUGGAAGGGGAUUCGGUUUCAUCUUCCGGUAUUUUUUCUGGGGAAUCGUUUUGGAAUCCCCCCAUCCCCCCUUUAGUAGUUUCGAUCUCCCAUAGUAGUAUAUUUUAACACCUUCCAUCUCCCAUGUUAAACUGGGGGAACUCAUUUCCCAUUCGAUCUCCCAUCCUCGUUAGUUGGGGGAAUUCAUUUCCAGUCUUUAUCAUCGUUGGUUAUUCCUUUUUUCGAUUGCCCCACCCCCCCCCCCCCCCCCCCCCCCCCCCCCCCCCCCCCCCCCCCCCCCCCUCCCCCCCCCCCCACCCCCCCCCCCCCCCCCCCCCCCCCCCCCCCCCCCCCCCCCCCCCCCCCCCUGUAAAUCAUCUAUCUUUUUUGUCGAAGGGAAUUACUUUCCAAAUCCCCGUCUUCCAUUAUUACGGGAACUCUCCUUUUCGUAGAAGCUUAAAAUACUUUCUAGUUUUUAAUUUUUAUCAUUUUUUUUUUUUAACCGAAGGCUCAUACGGACAGUAGAGCCACUUCAAGAAAAUCUCAGCGAACGGACGAAGAGAAAAUAAUAAAGACGAGAUGGAUAGUUUCUGUAACUUUUCCGUCUCGGGAGAAUGUUAGAGGAUCAUCUAUCUAUCCAAGUGUUUGCAGUCUUGGUAGUUGCGAUAGAUGAUUUUUGCAAUUGCUUUUAUCAGACGGGCGACGUAAGUAAAUGAUAGGUUGUAUUGUCAUGUUGUGAUGAGUAUAUUAAUAAAUUUGUUGUGCGUGAGACUGUGUCGGUGUGUGUAAGAGAAAGAGAGAGAGAUUGAUUCCGCUGCUUAUCAAGAGCCAAGUGGAAAGUGUAUUAGUGUCAACGAUAUUCUUAAAACCGGUUAAUUUGAUAGCGCGAGUUGCAAGUACGAGUUUUACCUCUGCAAGUGGCGACUUUGAAAUAUGGCUUCCUAUGCUCAAGUUGAUAUCUUCCGCUCGAAAUGGUUUAGUCGAAGUAGCUCUCCUAUAAAAUUUUUUAAUGAACGUUCUUAAAAGAUCGAGGGAGAGAGAGAGAAAGAGAGAGUGAGGGAUAGAAAGUAAUUGAAUUAUCGAGCUUAUUUGGAGCUUCCAGUUCAGUCAUGGAGACUCGUGAUUGGUCGGUGUUUCAGCUUCCUCCUUCACGUCGAGGUCUGUGAUUGGAUGGCAUUUCUGCUUUCUCGUGCACGUCGAAGUCUGUGAUUGGUCGGUGUUUCAGCUUCCUCCUUCACGUCGAGGUCUGUGAUUGGUCCGCUUUUCAGCUUCCUCCUUCACGUCGAGGUCUGUGAUUGAUCGGCUUUUCAGCUUCCUCAUACCAGUCGAGGUCUGUGAUUGGUUGGCAUUUCAGCUUCCUCCUACAUGUCGAGGUCUGUGAUUGGUCCACUUUUCAGCUUCCGCCUUCACGUCGAGGUCUGUGAUUGGUCGCCGUUUCAGCUUUCUCAUACCAAUCGAGGUCUGUGAUUAGUCGGCAUUUCACCUUCCUCAUACCAGUCGAGGUCUGUGAUUAGUUGGCAUUUCACCUUCCUCAUACCAGUCGAGGUCUGUGAUUCGAUGGCAUUUCUGCUUCUUCGUGCACGUCGAAGUCUGUGAUUGGUCCGCUUUUCAGCUUCCGCCUUCACGUCGAGGUCUAUGAUUGGUCGCCGUUUCAGCUUUCUCAUACCAAUCGAGGUCUGUGAUUGGUCGGCAUUUCACCUUCCUCAUACCAGUCAAGGUCUGUGAUUCGAUGGCUUUUCUGCUUCCUCGUGCACGUCGAAGUCUGUGAUUGGUCUGCUUUUCAGCUUCCUCCUUCACUUCGAGGUCUGUGAUUAGUCGGCAUUUCAGCUUCCUCCGUCGAGAGAUCACAGGUUAAAAACUAUCUCUUUUCAAAGCAUUUUGUUGGAAUAAAGUGGUACACAAUCUUCCUCACUUUGUACUCGAAGGAAUUAAGGUCAUGUAGAAAUGGACGAGAGAGGAUAGUGUCAGUCAUUAAACGAUUUUUAACUUAAUGUCAUCUCAGCAUUAGGAUAGUUUUGGUCCCAUCAUUCCAGCGGUAGCAAGUUUCACAGAUAUGUCAAUAAUGUCGAUAGCACUGCCAUCAUUCCUGCGACGGAAUGCAUUAUAGGUGGGGGCCGCAUUUAUCGGGUUAUCAGUACUGACAUCAUUCCAGUUUUGGAAUGUAAUACUGUUGUAUCCUCUAAAGUCGACGUGCCUGUCAUCAUUCCAUCAUUCUAGCAUUGGAAUGUGAGGACGUGACGUUUGUCUCUCUGUCCCUGAUUUUAAGAGAAAUUCGAAA
Macrobrachium nipponense is the source of this 5044-nucleotide messenger RNA. RefSeq names its product fringe glycosyltransferase-like. NCBI's taxonomy places the organism in Eukaryota, Metazoa, Arthropoda, Malacostraca, Decapoda, Palaemonidae. The record is from RefSeq and is a predicted model, not a curated record. Gene Ontology annotation, molecular function: O-fucosylpeptide 3-beta-N-acetylglucosaminyltransferase activity. Gene Ontology annotation, cellular component: membrane. Gene Ontology annotation, biological process: regulation of Notch signaling pathway.